Benincasa hispida (wax gourd) is the source of this 1287-nucleotide messenger RNA. Its product is annotated as glycosyltransferase BC10-like. Gene Ontology annotation, cellular component: membrane. Lineage: Eukaryota; Viridiplantae; Streptophyta; Magnoliopsida; Cucurbitales; Cucurbitaceae. Gene Ontology annotation, molecular function: glycosyltransferase activity. The record is from RefSeq and is a predicted model, not a curated record.
AUGGGGUUUGAGCAAAAGCAACCCCAAGGGUUUCUCAAGUCCCACAAUCUCAAUUUUCAACUCAAACAUGUCUUCCAUUUCCUCUUCUUCCUUGUUGGAUUUUCCUUUGGAAUCAUCCUUUGCUUAUACUUCAAAACCUAUUCUCUCACUAAUCCAACCCCUCCUAAUUCUCCUUCUUCCUUCUCCGCUUUGCCACCGUCGUCAUUUUUGCUCGCACCCGUCAGCUCUCCUCCACUGUCACCGCCUCCAUCACCGCCCGAUCAGUCUCAGCCUCGGUCUCGACCUCUUCUAUUUUUAUCAAUCCCGAGAAAUGGGAGCUCCUCCUCUAACUCUUCAAGGGUUAUUGUUUCCCUUGAAGAACAUAAGUCUUUGGUUCAUAACAUGAGUGAUGAGGAGCUGUUUUGGAGAGCCAGCAUGGUUCCAAGAAUUGUGGAGAGUGACAAGACAGUUCCAAAAAAGGUGGCUUUCAUGUUUCUGACAACUGGACCUUUGCCAUUGGCAAUUCUUUGGGAGAAGUUUUUUAAAGGCCACAAUGGCUUAUACUCCAUUUAUGUUCAUUCACAUCCUUCUUACGCUGAUGAAAUGCCUCAAACUUCUGUUUUUUAUGGUAGAAGGAUCCCAAGUCAGGCUGUGUAUUGGGGGACUGCAAGCAUGAUUGAUGCUGAGAGACGCCUUCUAGCAAAUGCCCUUUUAGACUUAUCAAACCAAAGAUUUGUUCUUCUCUCUGACUCAUGCAUCCCAUUGUUCAACUUCACCACCAUUUACAACCAUGUCAUGAGCUCAAACCUAAGCUUUCUCGGCUCAUUCUAUGACCCGAGAAAGUCUUGCCAAGGCCGCUACAACCCCCAAAUGUCGCCUGAGAUAAACAUCACCGACUGGCGAAAGGGUUCCCAAUGGUUCGAGGUACAUCGAGAGCUCGCUCUUCACAUCGUCUCCGACACGAAGUACUAUCCAAUCUUUAAAAACUAUUGCCUCCCACCUUGCUACAUGGAUGAGCAUUACAUACCAACUUUGGUGCAUAUGUUGAAGCCUGAACUUAAUUCUAAUAGGAGCAUCACUUGGGUUGAUUGGUCGAAGGGAGGCCCUCAUCCAAGUAAGUUUGGAUGGAAUGAUAUAACUGAUGAGUUCUUGAAUAGGAUAAGGUUUGAAUCAACAUGUAAUAAUGAGAAUUAUGAUCAAUACUAUUCCACUUCUUCCAUUUGUUUCCUUUUUGCUAGAAAAUUUUUGCCAAACACUUUGGAGCCUUUGUUGAGGGUCACUCCUCUAUUGCUUGGUAUUGAUCCAUAG